AUGUGGUCCCGGUUGGCGAUGGCAGCUCGUGCGGUGGAGUCAACCGCCGCAGCUGCGCUGCGAUCUGUCAUCCGUAGGGCUCAUAAGGCGGCGGAGAAUGUAGGAAGAGAUCCGGAGCGGGUAAGGGUCGUUGCUGUCUCCAAGACUAAACCCGUCUCACUUAUCCGCCAAAUCUACGACGCUGGCCACCGUUGCUUCGGCGAGAAUUACGUUCAAGAGUUCAUCGACAAAGCUCCACAGCUCCCGGAAGAUAUAGAGUGGCAUUUCGUUGGGCAUUUACAGAGCAACAAAGCCAAAACGCUAUUGGCUGGAGUCCCAAACUUGGCAAUGGUUCAUGGUGUAGAUGGCGAAAAGGGUAGGAGUGCGAUUCUAUGUUCGAAUGAUGACAGAUAUGUGGCUUCUAACAUGAACAAUUCAGUAGCAAAUCAUCUUGAUCGAGCUGUUUCAAGUCUUGGCAGACAUCCAUUAAAGGUUUUGGUCCAAGUGAACACAAGUGGAGAAGCUUGUGAGUAUAUUACCACCGAGCUUCCUUCCUGUAAAUGUGCUAAAUCUGGAAUCGAACCUUCAAGUGUUGUAGAGCUAGCAAGGCAUGUGAAAAUGCAAUGUCCCAAUCUGGUAUUCUCCGGAUUAAUGACUAUAGGAAUGCCCGACUAUACUUCUACUCCAGAGAACUUCAGGACACUUUCAAACUGUAGAGCUGAUGUCUGCAAGGCACUUGGAAUGUCUGAGGAUGAAUUUGAACUGUCUAUGGGCAUGUCCGGUGACUUCGAGCAAGCGAUUGAGAUGGGAAGCACCAAUGUGAGGGUUGGUUCUACCAUUUUCGGACCAAGAGAGUACCCCAAAAAACCAACUUAG
This is a messenger RNA of Thlaspi arvense, 855 nucleotides long. The record is from the annotation of a GenBank genome assembly. NCBI's taxonomy places the organism in Eukaryota, Viridiplantae, Streptophyta, Magnoliopsida, Brassicales, Brassicaceae.